Molecule: messenger RNA, 4886 nt
Organism: Spirodela intermedia
Lineage: Eukaryota; Viridiplantae; Streptophyta; Magnoliopsida; Alismatales; Araceae
Source: the annotation of a GenBank genome assembly
AUGAUAUCCCUUCGUGGCCCGUUCUCUUUAGAUAUCCGCGGAGGUUCGUUUAUAGACAAUGAGAUGGGGAUGGCUCUGCCAUUUUGAAAUCCAUAGGCUGCUUAGACAACGAUACCGUCAUAGUGGAACCAGAGGUAGGGGCAAGAUUUGGGGCUACAGUUCCAGAUCAAAGGUUCGGAGAAACCAGCCUCGGACUACAUAAAAAGAUUGGUUCAGAAAUUUUAGAAAACAAAAUACGGAAUCCAAGCACAGUAGGUUACGAAGAAACGAGAAUCGGACUGUAAGCCGCACAGUGGCGAAAAUAAUGGCGCUCGUAUCCGGCAUUUGAGCAGAAAACCAGACGAUGCGAGAGGAUUGGCGAAGUUGAGAUCAUCAUUUACUAGCCGAAAAUGCAUAUUUAAGGGGUAGAUGAGGGAAGGAGAAGUGGCCAACCUGAGCCGAUCGCUGGAGGCGGAUGUGAUCCAAUGACGACCACCACGGCCCCCACCAGCAACCCUAGGAACAAUCCCCGCAUGACCAAGCAGGUAUCGGCGGAGACUCUGAGGUCGUCCUCGGCGGGAGUACUCGACGAGAGUGUCUCGACCAGUUUCAAGCCAAAAACUCCGAGACUUCCCGAGGAAGACUCCGUAUUCCGGUCAUCCGCGGCGAUGCUAACACCUACAGGUCUCUCCACCUGGCCUGCUAUUUCCGCCAGAUCAGGGAUUCACAGAGUCCUUCAGCACUCACAUGCCGAGAACCAGGCAGCUCGCCGGAGGAUGGGACCCAAGCCAUUAACAGGCCAGUGGCGAGCAGAGGAAAGGCAUCCGCCCGAUCGUUGCUCUCUCAGAGGGACCCACGCAGAGAGGAGAAGGUUAAAUAUUGACCCCCCCCUCUGUCUCUACACGUACACAUCUCCCUCACUGUACUGCACCUCCCAUCGACGGCUUUUGUUCUUCUUGCCAGCGCCAGCUAAGUUUCAGAGCGCACACAGCAUGAGAGAGAGAGACAGGAGCGGCCGGGAGGAAUGACUCCCUUAGCCCGACCAUGGCUGCACGGACGACGGAGAAGCUCUCUGAAACUCGUCCUCUCUCUCUCUCUCUCUCUCUCUCUCUCUCUCUCUCUCUCUCUCUCUGCAGAAGAUGCUACGGCGGUAGUUUCCGAGGGGGAAGGUGGACCCACCGGUAAGGAGAGUAACUCGCCCUAAUAAAGGCGCCGCCGAGGAACGCCGGCGGGAUCUUCUCGCUCCGGCGACGGCGGUCAUAAUGGCGCUACCAUGUGUCCCUCCUGUUUCGUAGGAUUCAGAUAUGGGAGGACGACGGGAGUUCCGUGCAUCUUAGGAAGCGCUUGCAAACGUUUUUCAUGCGAACUGGAUUUCGCAAUUUUUUUUCAAAAAAAUAAUAAUACAGCCUUUUACCAUUCCACCCACUGUAAAAUCGCACUUUUUUUUUAUAACCCAAUAUGCAGCUUGUCCUUGCAUUCCCCCUAGAUACCCAAAUCUGAUGGAAAUAAUUUCCAUAGUUCAGAAAUAUAUAUAUAUAUAAUUUUAGAAAUAAAUACCUAUAUAUAUAUAUGAAAAAAAUGAAAACUCUGAUUAAGUUAGGAUAAAUUCUGAAUAUGGGAUGGUUCGUGGGCAGUAACGAAUAAAAUCAAAAUACGGUGGUGAAGACUGAUAAAAUCCCAAAACGCGAUUUAAUGGUGAAUCUUUUAUCAUCUAAAAAAUAAUGCCGGUGAGGGUCUCUCCGGUCUCGGUGAAUGGAAAAAUGGGUUUCGAACCCAACUCAACAUCAGCCUAAAUAUCAUCCCGCGGCCCAGAAGCCCUGGUCAACGGGAGCGCGGCAGGGGCACGCCGAAGAGAGAAGAUCACGCGGUGUUUGACCGGGAUAACAAUAGUAUUCAAGAGCCAUGAAUAGCUGGAAGCUGAGAACCGGUCAAAAUCUCCAUCGCGCAUCAUAGGUCCCUCUCUCUCUCUCUCUCUCUCUCUCACUCUCUCUAUCUCCUUCUCUCCCUCUCUCUCUCAUAGGCAGGAGGAUGACGAGGGGAUAUAGAGAGAGAGAGAGCAGCGUGGUCAAAUCACGCGUCCCUCCGUCGAUGUAUCCGCCCCCCCCCCCCUCUCUCUCUCUCUCUCUCUCUAGUUUUUUAUUUGACCAAUAAGAAGAUGUUAGGUACAGAAAGAGAGAGAGAGAGAGAGAGAGAGAGAUUCCCAGCUGCUCUCCCGGAUGACAGAACAGAUUCAUGCAGAAAGCCGACGGCGCAACUCUGCCCGGGUUUAUGACGAAAAAAUCCUUUAAAAGAUAUAGAAAUGUGUUAUAGCCCUUAGAGCAACUCUUCUCCCCUAAAGGAGUGCAUAUUUAAAAUUAUUAUAAGAGUAUGCUACAAAGAGUAUAUUUGCAUGGGUUUUAAACGGAAAAGGUAAAUCACGGCUUCCAUAUAUUUGUUGAAAGUUUCUACUGUAGCCGCAGAAACGAACGCCGUUCCACAUCUUCGCUGAUCGGCCUCGGAGAAGCGGAGAUGAAGGUGCAUCCGAGAUCCUCUCCCGGUUUACCUCCCAAUGGCUCGCUGAUUCCCCUUGUGCUCGCAGGAAGCUACCGCGGUUAUGCUGCUUGUAGCGGCAACCAGUCUCAUCUUCGUUUCCGGAAUCUCCGCAGCCAAGGUCUCUUCGUCUUUGUCGUCGCCUUUUUUUUUUUUUUUUUUUUAAUAGUCCGCAACUCGUCUCGUGUGCUCCUCGACGGUUGCGCGGAUUCCGAGACUCAAUUCGGUCUGAUUCCUCUCUGCAGAUCGGAGAAACAUGCACGGAGGAUCGGAACUGUGACGCGGGGCUGCAUUGCGGCUCGUGCGUCGCCGACGGCAACCCCCGGCGGUGCACGCGGAUCGAGCCCUCCGAUCCCCAAUCCAAGGUAUUAACCGGCCCAUCCGAUUUCUAUUUUCCUAUUCUUCGUGUUAUUUCUGCUCUCCGCUUUCUACUUUUGGUUUUUGGCACCUGAGAUAAGGGCUCUAAGGCUGCCAUGUCCCGCCCUCAACUGAUUGUCCUUGUCAUGGUGACGAAUUUGGGGCAUCCGGAAGGCGAAGGGACUGCCAUUCAACAGGUACUCGUGGCUUACCACGCACAAUUCCUUCGCCCUGGACGGCCAGAAAUCCUCCACCGGCAGUAGCCUGAUCGCCUCCACUAACCAAGAGGAUUCCGUCACCGCUCAGCUCAACGUACGUACAUCCCCAUCUUUGCUCCAUUUCUUGAGUUUUUCUGCCAUUCGAUACGUAGCCAGUGUAUUGCUUCGCAAGAAACUUGCUUAGGCACUCAUCUCCGGGGGUCACCGCUGCCAUCGAGGAGAAUGAAGCGUCUCCUCACGAGUGAAUCUCGGCGGUGAACGAAGAAAAAAUUAUUUAGAUCCGUAAAAUAACUCAUAUUAAAACAUCGACUUAAAACAGCUUCAUCAUCUUCAAUUCCCCCCCAGUUGAGUUUUUUUCUGACGACUUUAAAUGCCGCGGAACGAAAAAUUCAAGAUGUCCGAACAAAUCUCUCGCCGUCUGAUCCCAAUUUUCGUGGAAGAAAAAACGAAGCUGCUCAAAUCUUCUUCGGUUGAGCAGGCACGAGGCGCGGACUUUGCCGUGGUCAGUCAGGAUGACUUCCUCACCUGCUUCGUGUCGGGUUGUUGCAGAAUGGCGUCAGGGGAUUGAUGCUGGACUUCUACGACUUCCUUGGGGACAUCUGGCUCUGCCACUCCUUCAGGGGCACUUGCUUCAACUUCACGGCAUUUGUAAGUUCCACAGAGACUGAUUGAUUCUUCUGACCGACUUCAAACACGGACCUCCUUCAGACUCUCUCUGGUUCUUGGUCAUCCAGCAACCCGCGGUCAACGUUCUCAGAGAGAUUCAAGCCUUUCUAGAGGCAAAUCCGGCGGAGAUCGUCACCAUCUUCAUCGAAGACUACGUGAAGACCCCCCGGGGCCUGACCGGGGUCUUGGCAGCCGCCGGGUUGACCAAGUUCCUGCUCCCGAUGGCUCGGAUGCCCAAGGCCGGCGGAGACUGGCCACUGGUCGGCGACAUGGUCCGCCGGAACGAGAGGCUGCUGGUCUUCACGUCGAACUCGACUAAGGAGGCCUCCGAGGGCAUUGCCUACACGUGGCGCUACGUCGUGGAGAACCAGUGUAAGAGAUUGGCUCUCCUUUGGCUCCGUCUUCCCUUCAGAGGUGGGCUCUUCUAGUUGAAACGUGGCAUCCCUUGCAGAUGGGGACAAAGGGAUGGUGCCCGGGUCGUGCCCGAGUCGUGCCGAGUCACCGCCGAUGAACUCGACGGCUCAGUCCCUCGUCCUGAUGAAUCACUUCCCCACCAACCCUAAUACGUCGACGGUGUGCAGAGACAACUCGGCCCCACUCAUUAGCAGCCUCCGCACGUGUCACAACGUGUCCGGGAAUCGGUGGGCCAACUUCAUAUCAGUUGACUUCUACAAGGCAAUCUCUCUCCCCUCCCCGCCGCCGAGCUUCAAAGCAGUUGACCAUUGUUUAUAGAAAUCUUGACUGCCUCAUCCGAUCGCCUCUAAUCUCAGAGAAGCGACGGCGGAGGAGCUCCGGAGGCGGUGGACAUCGCGAACGGGCGCCUGACCUGCGGCUGCGACAACAUAGCCUACUGCAAGGUAGGUGACAACUGCGGUUACACCUUCUUCACUGAUACCCCAUCUGCAACAGCUUGAGACCAAUGACCCAGAUCUCUCCUUAAUCUCACAGGCCAAUGCAACAUUCGGCACGUGCGAGAUCCCCACUGCGGCGGCGCCGUCAACGGAGCCUGGUGCGGUGCCGCCGCCUAUGGUGCCUGGUGCGGCGCCUACCGGGAGGCUACUGGAUUGGAGGUGGUCUUUCGUGGCUCUCUUGGCGGUUUCGGCCUUCGUGUCCGAUGCGAGCGGUGGCGCUUAUUGA